AACACCCUAGUAAUAAAAAAUAGACCUAUAAAUCCAAUACCGAUAAUUAACCCACGAAAGUUUCCUGUGCAAAAAAUCCUCGCUUUAGGAACAGGGCCGAAAAUUUACAUCUCGUGUAAUCUGCUCCUAGGUAAUUAUCAGCGAUUCCUCAUCGGUACCGGGGGGGAUGUGUGCCUCAUCAAUGCAUCCGCUUUAAAACCCGAAGCAACUAUCGAUAUUGGAAAAGCUCGAAGAUUCCGUGGUCUCAGCGACAGUACCUUUCAGACCGUAGGGAUAGUUAAAUUAAAAAUUCUCAAUAUCGAAGUCGAGUUUCAAGUUUGUCGCGAGGAUUUACCAUUCCCCGGAACAACAUCCUUUAGCCUUGAAACAAAGCCUUCUUCAAGCUACACAUUACCACCUCUUAUGAAAAUGGUAGUAGCAGUGCCUGUCCAUGAUUUCGAAAAGAGUGAGGGAUACCUUCCUCGAAUGAAUCUUCCGGAUGGAGUGCUCGGAGGAGAGGCCGUUGUUAAAGUAGAGGAUGGCUAUGCUACUUGCAUGGUUAUUAAUCUUAAUUCAAAUCCAGUUGACAUAGACAUUGGACCCCAAGCACUCGAAGAGUUCGAGUUCAGUCACCCUAGCUCAGAUGAGGAUGACGCAACUGUCACCGAAAGACAAGCGAAAUGGCGCUCUAAAUUAAGUAGAUAUAAAUUUAAUGUCGUAGUCCGUCACAAAAUUACCGAGCAAUACGCGGAAGGGCUCUCGUAUAACACAGAAGGUCGUCCUGAACCUUCAGGAAACCCGAUAAAUAAUAACACCGAAAACAAUCCUCUAGCGUUACCGAUUUCUGCUAUACCAAAAUCAAAAGGAUCGGGUAAGAAACUCUCUGACUCGGAGGCGAUUCAAGCGGUCAAAUGCCCCGGUCGCCCUCCGAAAUCUAAAAAUCGACCAAGAGUCAGCAGUGCUCCCGAAGUGAGAGAAACAAUAGCCUCUCGUCUUAGA
Molecule: messenger RNA, 978 nt
Organism: Cotesia congregata
Lineage: Eukaryota; Metazoa; Arthropoda; Insecta; Hymenoptera; Braconidae
Source: the annotation of a GenBank genome assembly